AUGUCCGCGCAGCUCCUGCGUCGCUUGGCGCCGUCGCUCGCUACGUCGCGACCUGCGCGCGCUGCCGCUUCCUCCCGAUCCGACAGCGCUGGACUGGUCGCCAACAAACAGCUGCUGACCGAGACCUUGCGCGAGCUGCGGGCCAGCGAGCACUUUGACCUCAUUGUGAUCGGCAGCGGCCCUGCCGGCCAGAAGUGCGCGAUCGACAGCGCCAAACACGGCAAAUCCGUGGCCAUUGUGGACAAACGGGACAUGUUGGGGGGCGUCUGCGUGCACACGGGCACUGUGCCGUCCAAGACCUUCCGAGAGGCCGCGCUGCAUCUAACGGGCUAUCGUCAUCGAGCAUUCUACAACGGCCAAGCAGGACCGAGCAAGCGCUUUGGCGUGGAAGACAUCUUGCAGCGUGUGACCAAAGUCGAGAAAGCGGAGACGGACAUUACGCGUCAUCAGUUGAUGCGUAAUGGCGUGCAGCUGAUCACUGGCACAGCGAGAUUCAUGCCGGGAAACAGCCACAUGAUUGCAGUGCUGUCGAACGAGUCGUACGAGACGGCGACGGAUACGAAACGGCACUCGAGUGCAAACAUCUGCAAGCGUGUGCUAACGGCGGACAAUUUCUUAGUGUGUGUGGGCACUCGGCCGGCUCGUCGCCCGGACAUUCCGUUCGACGGUGAGACGAUUUUCGACAGCGACCAGUUGCUGUGGGGCAAGGUGAAAGCGGUCCCGCGCCGGCUGAUUGUUGUUGGCGCCGGGGUUGUGGGAAUGGAGUACGCGUCGAUGAUGACUAUCAUCCCUGGUACGGACGUCACGGUGAUCGACGGCCGCAAGGAGAUCCUCAACAUGGCAGACAAGGAGGUUUCGGAAGCGCUGUGCUAUUCCAUGGCACAGACAGGGACUCGAUUCCUUGUCGACGAAAUCAUCAAGAGUGUCGAGAAAUCUGCGAAAGGUGAAGUCCUCGUGCACCUGGAAAGCGGCAAGACUGUCGUUGGUGACGGUCUGCUGUACACGGUCGGACGCCAGGGUAACGUGGAGGGAUUACACUUGGAGGCAGUGGGUCUCACGCCGGACAAACGCGGGCGGAUUAUAGUCGACAACAAUUUCCAGACUGCCGUGCCUCACAUUUAUGCAGCUGGUGACAUCAUUGGGUUCCCGGGACUCGCAUCGACAUCGAUGGAGCAAGGGCGUCUUGCUUCUGUCCAUAUGCGCACGUCCAAGUCAUUUUACACGAAAGAAAUAUCGGAUGACAAAAAGAUGGAUGACCCGGAUCGUGUGCGUACUCGCAUGCGCUCUGGCGAGGUCUUUCCGUUCGGUAUUUACACUGUACCGGAGAUUUCGAUGGUGGGCAAGAACGAGCAGCAGCUCACAAGGGAGCAGGUUCCGUACGAGGUCGGCGUGGCUCGUUACGAAGAGCUGGCGAAGGGACAGAUGCUUGGAGGUGUGCCGGGCUUUCUCAAGAUCAUUUUCUGCCCAAAGACGCUCAAGCUGCUUGGCGUCCACGCUAUUGGCGAGGGCGCCACGGAGAUUAUUCACAUUGGACAGGUAGUCAUGUCCACAGAAGGUACCCUCGAGUACUUUCGCAACGCCGUGUUCAACUACCCGACGUUGGCCGAAGCCUAUCGCGUGGCAGCACUGGACGGCCUUCGGAAGGUCGAUCGCUCGCGCGAAUAA
This is a messenger RNA of Hyaloperonospora brassicae, 1665 nucleotides long. NCBI's taxonomy places the organism in Eukaryota, Oomycota, Peronosporomycetes, Peronosporales, Peronosporaceae. The record is from the annotation of a GenBank genome assembly.